Messenger RNA from Gekko japonicus, 985 nucleotides. RefSeq names its product chromosome unknown open reading frame, human C14orf166 (gene RTRAF). The coding region runs from base 111 to 848 and encodes 245 amino acids. Gene Ontology annotation, biological process: tRNA splicing, via endonucleolytic cleavage and ligation. Gene Ontology annotation, molecular function: RNA binding. NCBI's taxonomy places the organism in Eukaryota, Metazoa, Chordata, Lepidosauria, Squamata, Gekkonidae. The record is from RefSeq and is a predicted model, not a curated record. Gene Ontology annotation, cellular component: tRNA-splicing ligase complex. The transcript has 8 exons.
GCUUCUGCGCAGGCGCGCGCUGCCCGUCUCCUCAGAGGAGACCGACGGAUUGAGGCGCUUCGCCGUCGCGGCCGACCGGAGCGGACGGAGUCUCGCCCAGACGCAGCGCCAUGUUCCGGCGGAAACUGUCCGCGCUCGACUACCACAACCCGGCCGGGUUCAACUGCCGAGAUGAAACCGAAUUUCGAAACUUUAUCGUCUGGCUCGAAGACCAGAAAAUCCGACACUACAAAAUAGAAGACAGAGGAAAUUUAAGGAACAUCCACAGUGCCGCAGAGUGGACAAAGUCCUUUGAAAAGUACCUGAAAGAUGUGAAUUGCCCCUUCUCCGUACAAGAGCGGCAAGAAGUGAUUGAUUGGCUGCUGGGAUUGGCUGUGAGGCUCGAGUACGGCGACAACGCUGACAAAUAUAAGGAUGCCGCGCCCGAGGGCGCCAAGAACGAGGACAACGCGGCCAAAAAUGCAGAACCCCUGAUCAACCUAGACGUGAAUAAUCCCGACUUCAAAGCCGGCGUGAUGGCUCUGGCGAACCUCCUCCAGAUCCAGCGCCACGACGACUACUUGGUGAUGCUCAAGGCAAUUCGCAUCUUGGUCCAAGAGCGCCUGACGCAGGACGCCGUCGCCAAGGCGAGUCAGUCGAAAGAGGGUUUGCCUGUCGCCUUGGACAAGCACAUUCUUGGCUUUGACACAGGAGACGCCGUUCUCAACGAAGCCGCUCAGAUCCUCCGGCUCCUGCACAUAGAAGAGCUCCGCGAGCUGCAGACGAAGAUCAACGAAGCCAUCGUCGCCGUGCAGGCGAUUAUCGCCGAUCCAAAAACUGACCACAGACUGGGCAAAGUGGGGAGAUGAACCCCCAGAAGGCUUCCUGUUGUCAUGUUCUCAGCCGUGUGGGUGGGAGGACCCCCCCUGAACCUAGCAUGCAAUUCGUAAUGGAUAUGGCUCCCAUGUUUGGAAACCAGAGGGGGGGAGGCUGCCCACAAUUCCAC